Molecule: messenger RNA, 1309 nt
Organism: Scylla paramamosain (green mud crab)
Lineage: Eukaryota; Metazoa; Arthropoda; Malacostraca; Decapoda; Portunidae
Exons: 9
Coding region: 133-1161 (342 amino acids)
Cellular component (GO): chitin-based extracellular matrix
Molecular function (GO): structural constituent of chitin-based larval cuticle
Source: RefSeq, a predicted model, not a curated record
UGUGAGCGACCUUGGGAGCAUAGCGCCACAAGAACUAAGUCUUGUGAAGGCGAACCACGUUCCUGGACGCCGUAUAAAAGGCGCAUCUUCAUCUUCUGAGGACAAUCCGCUCACCUCCUCCACACCGACAACAUGAAGCUCGUCAUCCUCGCCUGCCUGGCCGCCGUCGCCCUCGCCCGCCCCCAGAAUCCCGACUCCAUCGAAAUCCUCAGGCAGGAGACUGUUGACAACGGUGACGGAAACUUCAACUACCUGUUCGAGACUGAGAAUGGCAUCUACAAGGAGGUGGUUGGCAGCCCAUCAGCCAACGGCGCCCAGACCAUGAGAGGAUCCUACAGGUUCCCCCUCGAUGACGGCACCAUCGUUGAGGUCACUUUCACCGCUGACGAGAACGGUUUCCUGCCUGUGUCUGACUCCAUUCCCACCCCCCACCCUCUGCCCGCUCACGUGAUCGAGACCCUCGCCAUCGUCGACGAAUUGGUGAGACAGGGCGCCACUUGGGACAAUCAGGGAAGAAGAAUCACCCGUAGGAAGUGGCACGUCACAGCCCACACGGACUCCUCUCAACCUUCCAACGUGCCACGCUUAGGCCAAAACAAAUAUACUAUUUCUGAGGACGUGCUCGCGGGGGGCCAGCACAGGCGUCCAGUUCCUGUCCAGCGCGCUGCUUCCCAUAUGACAUCAUGCCAGUCGGCCUUUCCUGUUUGCCAGGGUAUAUUUUUCAUGCCAGGAUUCUCCACAUUUGAUGAUGGGGCCUUGGGACGCUCCAAAAAGGCUCUCCUCGUGUGUCUGGUGGCCGCCACCACUGCCGCCCCGCAGUUUUUCGGCCGAUUCGGGCGCCCUUAUUACGGCGACGGCAAACACAUCGCUAUCGUGUCGCAGUCCCAGGAGGGUCCUGACGGCGCCAGGUUCCGCUACGCAUUCCAGACGGAGAACGGCAUCAACGUAGAGGCGCGGGGCACUCCUGGAUCCAAGGGCCAGAGCAACAUCGACGGCAGCUUCAGCUUUCCUUUCCCUGAGGGAGGCACCGGCAGUGUGAGCUACGUGGCUGACGAGAAUGGCUACCGCCCAGAGUCCCCGCUCAUCCCCACGCCUCACCCACUUCCCGCCCACGCCAUUGAACAGAUUCGCUUCGCCCAGAGCCAGGGCAGAUCAGGCUGAGGCGCCUCUCCAAUGCCGUCCCCGUCCACACCCAGACGCGGACAUCUGACGUACACAAGUCCUCAUCGUACACGCGUCACUCGUCAGAAAGUUUUCAGCCAGGAUAACCUAAUCAGUCAUGUUGUCAGGCUAAUAAAGACAAAGCAGA